AUGGCCCCCGACGCCCUCGGAAGCGAUGCUCCAGCGCAUGGAUCGUCGGCGAGCCCUACAGAUCCAGGAGCUCGCAUUACAAGCAGCUCGGUGGAUCCGAAUAGCACUUCAUCCCCGACAGCUGGGAAAAGAACUUCCCAGAACUCUUCACCCGGGGUAGAGAAGCGUCGACAGAAACCAUCUCUCCUACGACAGAAACAUUCCCCUUCAGGUACUAGGGUCUCAGUGGUAGGGGAGCAAAGCCUGCCUCGUUCCGAAAAUGGCGAUGUCAAUCCAAUUCGGACACAGAGUGUGGAUUUUGAGGGCGAAACUCUUCAUGGUUCUGAAGAAACAGCCUUUGGAAACCUUGGAUCCGGUAUGGGCUUGGAUGCUUCAAUAGGAGCCCAGCCCUUGCAGCAAAGUUUUCCAGGCCCGGAGAAUUGGGAAUUGGAGCUUCUUGGUGAAGACAGUUUAUGCACCAAUAUCCCUAUCAUUUCAAACUUCACAGCGGUACAGCAGUCAACUCCUUACGAAUAUGUUCCAUUCUCUUCCAACCUUGCUAGAUCCCUUUCAAGUUCUCUCACAGACAACUGUUCUCCAUUCGAUGCAAAUCCAACCGCAAAGAAUGGGAAUGGUGUCGCCGCUCUGCCGUUCCGGAGUAGUGAGCAAACAUCGUCCAGCCUGAUAGAUGAAAUGACCCUUCUCAGACACUUUGUCGACUUUGCAGUGCCACCAAUCCUGGAAGGCGUUGAGCCACGGUGGCAUACUUAUCGAGAUGCCCUCCUCCGUCUUUCGAAAACCAGCCUUCCUCUACGACACUCGAUAUGCGCCUUUUCCGCCUUAUCGAUCGAAGAGCCGCCUACCCAGCAGACAUCUCCAGCUGCGGAGUCAUCGAAUUUCUAUUUUACAGUCGCAAUGAACGAACUAAAGAAGUUGCUCGAAAGCCAAUCUGAGGUGAACACCCGACUGGACUCCCGCGAGGCGAUCUUAGGAAGUAUAUUCUUCCUAUCAUAUGUGGGAAUCAUUAUAUCCAAAGCUCAUAAACGCUCGGCGGAGCUAUUGGAUCAAGCUUAUCUUCUGCUAAGCCAGAAUACACCUUCAACAUCGGCAUUAUACAACCAACUUCAGAUCUGGCUGAAAUUACUGGAUGCGAAGGUCGGCAGCGACUCGCCCGCAGGAGAUGGCGAGCAAGCCAGCAUGGAGACGGAAGAUAUUCUUUUCACGUCUCUCAACCGACAGGCCUACAACUUCUACCUUCAAGUGCUCAAUUUCUCAUGUCGAAUCGCACACCUGGACAAAUGGCAUCGCUCUCGAGGAUCUGUGGAAGACGAGCUAGAGGUAUUGCUUGCAGCGGAUAAAAUCAUGCGCGACCUCAAUGCGCUCUGGACCCGCAGACCUGCAAUUAUUGACCUUGCAGACCAAAGAGGGCUCCAGCAGUAUAUCGGGUCGGAGUUAACAACUAAAGUACAGCAUCACCUGCGGACCUACACGGCCAACUUCCAUGCUUGCUUUAUACAUCUUCAACGAGUCGCCUAUGCGCAGUUGCAAUCGAUUCCACAAAUCAAACCUGCGGUGUCUAAGAUUGUGCAUCUGUCACGGAUGACAUUAGAAGAAGGGCAAUCCCUGCCCGUCAGUAUGCUGUGGCCGCUGAUGAUGGCUGCUUGCGAGGCCGAGGAAGAGGACACACAAUCUUGGAUUAUUGAAUGCAUUGAGGGGAUGAAGGUCAAGGUUGGAAAUACCACUCGGACAGCGAACCUAGUGCGCGAGAUCGUUGCGCGGCAAAAAAGCGGGCAGAGAGCGGACGCCAGGACUGUGAUGCAUGAAGCUUUUGAGGGAGAGUUUGCGAUUAUUUGA
Molecule: messenger RNA, 1833 nt
Organism: Penicillium riverlandense
Lineage: Eukaryota; Fungi; Ascomycota; Eurotiomycetes; Eurotiales; Aspergillaceae
Exons: 3
Coding region: 1-1833 (610 amino acids)
Biological process (GO): positive regulation of transcription by RNA polymerase II
Cellular component (GO): nucleus
Molecular function (GO): DNA-binding transcription factor activity; transcription cis-regulatory region binding
Source: RefSeq, a predicted model, not a curated record